This is a messenger RNA of Trichoderma harzianum CBS 226.95, 3720 nucleotides long. RefSeq lists its product as hypothetical. Bases 117 to 3470 code for a protein of 1117 amino acids. Gene Ontology annotation, molecular function: protein binding; ADP binding. The record is from RefSeq and is a predicted model, not a curated record. Lineage: Eukaryota; Fungi; Ascomycota; Sordariomycetes; Hypocreales; Hypocreaceae. The transcript is spliced from 8 exons.
ACUCUUCGAUAUCCAGAGCCUGGCUGCAAAGGCCUUCUCCUCUGACGGUUACAUCACCGUUUAUCGUCGCAUUAAACUCUCAAUAAUGCUUCUCUCCCUCGGCUAGGUGAGAGAAGAUGGCCAUGGCGACGAGCUUCGCGACGACAGGCCGCCUUCAGGUGUUGCGAGACCCAGGUGAUCAUUUUCAGGAUGGUGUCGACAUUGUCCUUAUUCCUGGUAUAGGAACCACCUCGCCAGAAAAUUGGCCGUUUGCCGACCACGAAUGGCUUGCGAGCUUACCCGAUUCUGGUGCUGGGGCUCGCAUUCUCGCAUACGAAUAUGCUUCCCCAUUUGCGGUCACCAAGCCAUCAUGGGAGUCGAUUUUGAUGUUAGGCUAUGAUCUUCUCCAACAUUUACUUGAUGUGCGAUCACAGGUAACCUAUAAUUCUGUCGACACAAAACCAAUUGUGGUAGUCUGCCACAGUUUAGGUGGUAUUGUAGUCAAGCAGGCUUUGUGUGUCGCUAAUAAGCAAUUUCCUCGUUACGGAUCGAUUGUCAAUGCCAUAGCUGGUGUCAUCUUCCUAAGCACUCCGCAUCGCUAUGGAGACAAGACCACGAGCUUGUCGCGUUUUCGAGAUGUAUUGGAGGCGACGACGGGGAAAAGCCUAAAGAUUCCGAGCGCAAAUAUUGAGCAAGAAGGUGCCAUUUUGCUUGAUCUGGCCGAUCGAUUCGAAGGAAUCUCGUUUCGUACCCCAAUACUGUCUGUAUACGAGCUGCGUGAAUCGAAAAACACCUCAACGCCAUUACGCCCAAAAUACCAACAGCUGGUCAACCGCGAAGCUUGCUCGACCCACGCUCCAAUGGAAACAGUGAUUGGACUCAAUCUCAAUCAUAACGACACAUGCCUUUUUACCAAGAGCGUUGGAGGCGAAGGCUUAUCUGAGCUCAACAAAUUCAUGUAUGAGACUUUGCGUGAUGCCGUUCAGCUCGUUGCAAUUCGACUCGAGGACCAGGAAUAUCAGUACGCAACAAUGAGCUCUUAUUCGCCCACAAUAAGCGAAAUGCCCCUCAAACUUGAGCAAAUGGAACUCACCGAAUGGCCUUCGAACAACGCAACGGAAUGGCCGUCUAAUAGAGCAACUGAAGGAACGUCUCUGUCAGGCUUUGAACUUGUACAUCCCUCAACGCCGAAUCCCGAGACACGAAAAACCCUUCAUUUACCGUGUUUUCUUCUCAACACACAUACCUCAAAUGCCGAUUUUUGUGGCCGCGAAGAUAUCUUGGAGCGACUUGCGACCGAACUAUUGCCUUCUAAAAGCGCUGUGACAGCAUCAGGAAUUGCUCUACGACAAUUCGCUCUUUGCGGAUUUGGAGGAAUCGGAAAGACUGAGAUAGCGCGCGAGUUUGCCCGACGGCAUAGAGAAUCGUUUGAUGCCGUGUUCUGGGUCAUAGCAGAUGAGAUUGCAAAACUUGAUCAGCAUUUCCAGCAAAUCUCGUUGGCACUGGGGCUUGAAACUUCGGCCGAGUGUAAAAGCCAAGUGGUAAGCCGAGAGAUUGUGAAAGGAUGGCUCUCCAACCCUCGAAAGAAUUUGUCGGGGCUGGACGAGUUUGCUCAGCCCGGUCAAGUGAAAUCAGAAGCGAACUGGCUGCUCAUCUUCGACAACGCAGAUGAUCCCAUGAUCCUAGCUGACUACUGGCCGCAAGGGAGCGGAUCAAUUCUUAUCACUAGCCGGGAUCCAUUGGCAAAGAGCAUGUUUACGAGGCGGCCUCAGGGUAUGGAUCUCGGUCCACUAUCAGAGCAAGACAGCAUAUCUCUAUUCAAUCAUCUUACUACGGCUUCUAAUGACGCAGAAGACGACACCGCACGAAAAAUUGCCGAUGCACUUGGCGGAGUGCCAUUAGCCAUCUCUCAGAUGGCAGGUAUCAUCCGUCGCCAGGACCUUACCUUAGAUGAAUUUCUGGAGCUCUAUGCAGAUCACGAAGAGCAUGCCAGCCUUUAUGAGACAAAAUUUGACACUGAUUUGAUCACCUAUCGCUAUUCUCUAUCUACUGUUUGGGCAUUUGAGAAAUUGAAAUCUCACGCUCGGCAAUUGUUAGAGCUAAUCUCAUUUCUUGAUCCUGAUGCUAUAGGAGAAGACUUGCUGAUGGCAGCGUCUAUGGAGCUGUUUUCCGACGGCACCCAAUUCAAGAAGAGUAACUACAUGGAAGCUCGAUCCGAUUUGUUACAGUCGUCUCUAGUCUCCAGGGAUAAGCAAAAGCAGCAGAUAUCAGUUCACCGCCUAGUACAAGAUGCAGUUCUAACAACAAUGGAUAUCGAAAAGAAACAAUUCAUGUUCGGCCAAGUUGCUCGGAUCCUUUGGGCCGAUUGGCCAUCAGCAAUGCCUAAGCCAUCAAAGGAGCCAGAGCUACCCAAGCCCAAAUCAAGCGGCGGCAGAUUACACGUCUCCAGAUGGCCCGUUUGUGCAUCAAUUUACCCUCACGUCCUCAAGAUGCACCAACUUUGGUCGACAAUGUCAGAUCUUUCUGAAGCAACUAGUAUGCUUUUCGCAAAACUCCUUGUUGAAGCUGCUUGGUAUCAAAAGGAGCGGGGACGGACCAAACAUUUUGACGGCUUCUUCUCUACAGCUAUCCGCAUAUGCGACCCGUCGACACAUCCGGAUCGAGAUGCUCUACUGGCAGAUAUUCAUUUUUGCUUAGGGGCUGUUGCCAUGGAUGCAAGCGAUUUUAAUGCGAGUCGCAUUCAGAAAGAGCUUUCCCUCGAACUGGUAUCCAAAAUUUGCAAGGAAUUGGGAACUCAAGAUGAGAGGUUAUACCUCGCUGUCGCAGAGCUAGGCAUUUCGCGCAUCCAGGAUAAACGAUACGAAGAAGGUGAGGCUGCUCUUAAAGAGGCGCUGCGCAUGCGUAAAGCGCUCGGCAACUACAUUCCUAGGUCGGGCGAGGCCAACCUAAGCUGGGCUCUUCUCGCGCAGGGCAAACUAGAAGAAUGCGACACACUUCUUCUGGAUAGUUUGGCCGGUAGAGAGAAGGCUUUAGGAAAGGAUGACAGGGAAUCUGUUCGAACUGGACUGAUCCUCUAUGCACUUGGCAACCUUCGCGCCGCUCAAGAUAGGUGGGAGGAGAGUUUCGAAUACCACCAGAGAGCAUGGCGCCAUAUGCUUGCGACAGUAGGGGAACGAGAUUUCUACACAGCAAAUGUCUUCCACAAGUUGGCUGAGCACUACAUUCGCUUAGGUCGGAACGAAGAAGCUAUUGCAAUGAUCAACUGGGCGCUAGAUAUCUGGUCUGUAGAUCCGACAGCGCAUAAGAAUGAGAUUGCUCGCACGACUUUUCUCAAGGGAAAGUUGUUCGAAGCAACAGGCAAGGCACAGAAGGCUUCUAUUGCUCUUAGGGUUGCCUGUCGCUUGAGGAAGGAGAUUACGAAGGAAGAUCGCGAUGCGAAGAGUUUGACAACUAAGGAUUUUGACGAAAUUGUUGCCUUUUGGGCUCGUUGAUGACACAUGACACCGCCUUUGUUUAGUUAUUGGGAUGAAAGAAUGUAAAGAAUUUGAUGAUUAUUAUGACGCUUCAUCAAUUGGGAUUGUAAGUAGCUAAACAGCAUCCCAACUUAAAUAAUGCUACAUACCUAUACAGUGCUACAACGGCCCUUGCGAAUAUCUAUUUUACAGAUAUGCUUGGAGAGUUGAAUAGCCACUCUACUCGAGGUAUCAGGUGCCAAUCCACUUCAUCAGCCCACAAUACUAU